This is a messenger RNA of Cimex lectularius (bed bug), 874 nucleotides long. RefSeq names its product proteasome inhibitor PI31 subunit-like. The record is from RefSeq and is a predicted model, not a curated record. Gene Ontology annotation, biological process: proteasome-mediated ubiquitin-dependent protein catabolic process. Gene Ontology annotation, molecular function: endopeptidase inhibitor activity; proteasome binding. The transcript has a single exon. Lineage: Eukaryota; Metazoa; Arthropoda; Insecta; Hemiptera; Cimicidae.
AUGUCGGAUUUGAUCUAUGCCGUGUCCGAAAACGACAUACGCAAGAAGGAGGACGUACUCACCCUUGUCAUACACUACGUGCUUAUAAGGAACGGGUACAGAUGCAUCGGGCUGGGAGUCUCGAGAGAGCUGACUGGGAACGAGCCGAGCUCGGAGGUCCUGCCGGGAUAGAACGCAGCGUCGAGCUACCCGAUAAGAUACGUCAACGACAAUUCUCUCUACAUUCUCAGGGGUGUCCCUGAAAACAUCGUGUUCAAUUUUUUGAAAGGGAAUGACUUGAACGUAUCGAACGUGGCUUUCAAUGCACAGAAUGCAGUCAACAGCUUGAAAGGGCCUGUCACUUCGUUGCUAGAGGAUUAUAGACAGGUCAUAGACAAAGUUAGGACAGAGCUUCUUGAGCCGCACAAGGACACAUUAAACAACAAAGAAGCCACAACACAGACAAACAAACAGAGUACCAGUGUCGGCACAUCCCAGGGCACUCCAACUUUGCCCGCUCAUAUACCUACACCGAUUAAUCCUGGACGUAUCAUUGGACAGCCUGCCGUUGAUCCAUUUUGGGUCGACCCUGAGAGGGAUCCUUUAAGGGUCGGUCGUAGUAAUUUGGACCCAUUCAGCAAGGGGGGAGGCAUGAUUUUUAAUCCGUUCGACCCUCGUUCAGGUGGUUUUAUGGAUCCCGGUGCUGGCAUACCUGGAGGUCUUCCGAGGGGUGCUGUACCUCCUGGUGCAAGGCUUGAUCCGUUUGGACCACCACGAGGUCGACCCGAUCAGAGGCCAAGGCCCCCACCAGAUGCAGAUCACUUUCAACCACCAGGAUUCGACGGAAUGUUCAUGUAAAAAUUCACAACUUUCAAGUGACUUCUUUCAUCAUAAC